Molecule: messenger RNA, 4018 nt
Organism: Lagopus muta (rock ptarmigan)
Lineage: Eukaryota; Metazoa; Chordata; Aves; Galliformes; Phasianidae
Gene: SH3GL3
Product: SH3 domain containing GRB2 like 3, endophilin A3
Exons: 9
Coding region: 159-1220 (353 amino acids)
Biological process (GO): synaptic vesicle uncoating; endocytosis
Cellular component (GO): cytoplasm; glutamatergic synapse; presynapse
Molecular function (GO): protein binding
Source: RefSeq, a predicted model, not a curated record
CGAGCCCGUUCGGAACGCGAUGUUUCCACCCGCGCGGGGCUCCGGGGCCGGCGGUGCGGGUGACACAGCGAGAGGCCGCGGAUCGCUGCCCGGAGCCGCCGCACGCCGGCAGCCGCCUCGGGGUACGGGCUCCGCGGGGAGCCGCCCGCGGCGGGAGGAUGUCCGUGGCGGGGCUCAAGAAGCAGUUUCACAAAGCCAGCCAGCUGUUCAGUGAGAAGAUAAGUGGAGCAGAAGGAACGAAAUUAGAUGAAGAAUUUCAAGAGAUGGAAAGGAAAAUUGAUGUUACAAACAAAGCUGUGGCAGAGCUUCUGUCAAAAUCCACAGAAUAUCUUCAGCCAAAUCCAGCAUACAGAGCCAAGCUGGGAAUGCUGAACACUAUGUCAAAGAUAAGAGGACAAGUUAAAACUACAGGCUAUCCUCAGACAGAAGGACUCCUAGGAGACUGCAUGAUACGGUAUGGCAGAGAGCUUGGCGAUGAUUCUAUGUUUGGCCUUGCGCUGCUGGAUGCUGGUGAAAGCAUGAAGCAAAUGGCAGAGGUGAAGGACUCGCUUGAUAUUAAUGUCAAACAAAAUUUCAUUGAUCCCCUACAGUUACUGCAGGACAAAGAUUUAAAAGAGAUUGGGCAUCAUUUGAAGAAACUAGAAGGACGGCGUUUGGAUUAUGAUUAUAAAAAGAAACGUCUUGGAAAGAUACCAGAUGAAGAAGUUAAACAAGCUGUAGAAAAAUUUGAGGAGUCAAAGGAACUAGCUGAAAGAAGCAUGUUCAAUUUCUUAGAAAAUGAUGUAGAGCAAGUUAGCCAGUUGGCUGUGUUUGUAGAAGCAGCACUAGAUUACCACAAACAAUCUACAGAAAUAUUGGAGGAUCUGCAGAGCAAACUGCAAAACCGAAUAAAUGUAGCAUCUAGUCGGCCUAAACGUGAAUUUAAGCCCAAACCUGUAAUAACUACAACUCUGGAAACUGGUGAUAAUCAGCAGCACAAUGGGAUUGCUUAUAGCUCUUCUAUAAAGUCAUCAGGUUCUUCAAUGCACGUGGAUCAGCCUUGCUGCCAAGCUCUCUAUGACUUUGAACCAGAAAAUGAAGGCGAGCUUGGGUUUAAGGAAGGGGACAUCAUAACUUUGACCAAUCAGAUUGAUGAGAAUUGGUAUGAAGGGAUGUUAAAUGGAGAGUCUGGCUUCUUCCCAAUUAAUUAUGUUGAAGUGAUGGUACCCUUGCCUCAGUGAUUGUGUCAUUCAAGCUGUGAACAUGAUUUCAUGACUGAAAUGGAUUCACAAAUGUUGUCAGUGUGGCAUUCUGUGAAAGCCUUGCUAUUUGACUGACUUACUGACUUUUGUAUGCGUCUUUUUAAAAUGUAUUUAUUUUAUAUUCCAAAAAAUUUUACCUUCCCUGACACCAUCAACCUGCAAAAAAACCCAUACCCAGUUUUUUUGCUUUGUGCCUUGAAGAUCACUGUAUGAAGUGUUUACUGGUAGCUCACUGUUGCUCCCAAAAUGCAUUUAUUUGCUAAUAUUGUACAUGGUUUUGUUUCUUCCUUUUUUUAAAAAAAAAAAGUCUUUUGUUGCAAUGAUUUUACUAUUAAAAACAAUUUUUAAAAAUACUGUAAGUGAAGCUAACUGCAAUGAGUUCCUAAGUUACUGAUAUCAUUGAGCCCUUUCCAUCUAUCACACUGUAAUUUAUUGUGAACAAGUUAAUCCAUGUUUCACAUUGUAUGUUGACAAAAGGCAAAGUGAUUGUUGUCAAUAUUACGAUGUUGUUGUACUAAGUACAAGUUCUCAGAAUUGAAGAUUCCUAUAAUUUGCUGACCAAACUUAAUAAAUAUGUCAGUGGGAUAAGAGUGGUUGCCACUUCUAUUCCUGUAGCUCUGGCUUUUAUUUUUGUGUUGGAGGGUCACUCUUGCUAGAUAAAUCAUUUCAAUGGGGGGGAGGAGGGAAGAACAUCAAAAAUACCCUAAACUAUUAGUUUUAUGGCACCUCAGCAACUGGAAUUGUAAUAAUCUUGCUCUCCUGUCACAGGCUGUGUAACACUCAUAAUAUCUAUUAACAUUUUCUUAUAGCAGGAGAAUAGGAGUCCUUUGAACCAAGUGUGAACUGAUUGUAGCUCCACUGCUUGCAUAGACCUCCAUUGAGAUAAAUGGGUGAGUAUCACUGGUCAUGGUUGCAAACAGAUGAAAAGUUAGCAACACUUCUGCUAUUGUCUGUUUCUUUAAAGGAUGGAGAAUGAUGAAAAGUGGCAGAGGUAAAAAGACAAAUGUUGUAACUGAAACAUGCAAAAAAGGCCUCAAAAUGAAGGACAGACUCAGGCUUAAGCACUGUCAAAGUGAAUAUAGAGUUAAUUAUUCUUCUGUUAGCCUUUUCCUGCUUCUCAGGAAAUGUGGAUGUAGUAAUGACUGAAAAAUUCAGCAUCCUGAGACAGACGUGAUCUUUUUCCAACCUUGUCCAAUACUCUAUGGUCAAGAUAGGGGAAUGAAAAAAAGGAAAGUGAACUCUUCAUAGACAAAAGGGCUUGAAUCCAGUUUCAGUGUUUUAAGCUCUGCUUGGUUCUGUAGUCCAGAAGCAGUGUUCCUUAGAGAGGAAAGAAUUUCACGUGUACCAUGUGUGCAGUAACUAUUUCAUAUGAGAAACACAAAUAGCUUGUAACCAGCUAUCCAAACCAUGCCUUUCCAGUUUCUCCUAUCUCUGACCUUGGCUGAUACAGUGGUGACAAGGGAAGUAAAGGACUGUUCUUUAAAGCUUUGGCUACAGUUGGCUAAUUACUAGCAAAUAACUCCAGAAAGGCAGAGAUGUAUUAGGUGUUUUCCAAGUUCACGAGUAACUAGUAGUUAUUAGAGCAGCAAUACAGAAAGUAACCUGGCCCAACCUAGUUCUUAAACAAAAGUAGCUGUGAUGGUCUGAGUACAAAAUGUUUGGACUUUUAAAGUAUUUAAGAUUCACAGCUUAUCAGCUAAAUACCAAACAACUCAGUGUACAGCUGUUCUACUUUGUGCUUUGGGGUUGGAGCAGUGACAGGACUGUUGCUUGAGUGCACACAGCCAAGAAGUAAAGCUGUUAUGAACUAAAGUUCACCACCUGCAUUUUGCUUUGGCAAAUAAGCAGUAGCCAGGGAGAAGAAUGAUUAACAAAACGGCUUGAUCUUCUGAAGCUGGUAAUGACAUUACUUAGAAGGUGCCUUGGGUAGAACAGCCUUGUCACUGGAAUAAAAUCAGAAAUCUAAGCAUGGAGGAAACAUGAAGCAUAGCUACAUCUGGCAUGCACUGCAGCAGUCUGUGGCUCCCUAUUGAGCACCCUGCAACUGCAUCCUAAUGAGCAUUAGGGUUUCUGACACCAACUCUAGCUAUUUCAUAUCAAGACCCAUGCAGUGGUUGUUGCUUCAUACCAUCUUUACCUUGUCUAGAGUUGUCAUGUAAAGUACUGAGUGCUACUCUUAAAUGAAAUUCAUUACAAUUCAGCUUUAUUUGAAGAACUGAGUGAUGGAUGCAAACAGCACAAUAUUGUGGAGGGGUGGAGGUUUCUUAAAGCUCUACAGGGAGUUGUAUUACUCCAAAUCAUUUGAGCUACUCAAAAAAAAACCAUCAAUAAACCAACUUUUAUUUAAUUUACCUAUAAAUAUCUUAGAUUUUAAUAUUUGUUCAUGAAAAAUCUUUAACAAUAAAAAGUUCAACAUAAAGAUAAAUAUAGAAAGAUAUAGCAACAUUUAUUUCUCUAUGGAGCAAAAGGUAUAACAGGAGUUCAAAACUGAUAAAAUGUAUUAAAUCAGCAUUAGUUUUCAUCUUUUUAAAGACCUAAACAGCUUAAUUUAAGAACAUUAAGCUAGUGUAAGAAAAUCCUCAUAUUAAUAACUGCAUCCAACUAUAGAACAGAUCUCAAAACUCAGAACUUAAUAUUUUGGUAAGAUAACAGAUGCAGACAAAAAAGCCAGCACUGACUGAUCUGCAACAUCAGCUGCUUAUGCUCUUAAAGAGAAGAGGACCUGCAAGGCUCAUUGAGGUUCUUUCUUUGCCAUAUAACCACCAGGUAAGCAUUUU